This is a messenger RNA of Caenorhabditis sp. 36 PRJEB53466, 970 nucleotides long. The record is from the annotation of a GenBank genome assembly. Lineage: Eukaryota; Metazoa; Nematoda; Chromadorea; Rhabditida; Rhabditidae.
AUGACGCAACCAAGGUAAGCUCGUAAGGAGACUGCUUUUUCGAAUUUUCACAACUUCCUUCAGACAUGACUGGUUUCAAAGCGACACGGAUGUCAUUCUGACGAUUCUGAAGCGUGGCGUGCCUCUCGAUGAAUGCCGAGUCGUUAUUUCCGACGACAACAGUCUAAAAGUAACGCAGAGCGAGGAGACGGUUCUGUUCGAAGGAGUCCUCUUCAGCGGGGUGAAGAAAGAGGACGUGAUCGUCAAAUGCACGCCUGCAAAGGUACGAAAUCGAUGAAGGAACGGUGUAGUGGCGAAGAGAGAGGGCCGUGAAAACGAAAGGCCAUGAGACACUGAGUCCCGCGGGAUCGAUUCCUUGAGACAGAAUGAUGAGUCGCUCACAAAGAGUGACAAUAAGCCGAGUGUUAGCGGUUCAUUCCGUGAUGAUCAUUCCCUCAAAAGCGAUACUAUUAUCUGACUGUACUCUUUUUAUACCUCAACCCUAAACAACUACAACCUAAAUCUUCUGACACAUUUCAACUUCAGAUUGCAGGUUGAAGUGCGUUUGCCGAAGUUUGCUCGCGGCGAGCGGUGGCCAACUCUUCUGCAUAACGGACACGGAUCUGCUCCGAUCGUGGCGCCAACACCUGUCCCAGCUGCCAGCACAUCCUCGACAACCGUCAAGAAGAACUGGGAUGCGAUCGAGAAGCAGGUGGUUAAAGAGGACGAGGACGAGAAGCUGGAGGGCGACGCGGCCGUCAACAAAAUGUUCCGCAAGAUAUACGAGGACGCGUCGGACGACGUGCGGCGUGCCAUGAUGAAAAGCUACUCGUGAGUCGACUCUUCCCCUUCAUAACAGUUGAUAAGAAACCGAUCAAUUUGCAGCGAGUCGGGCGGAACGGUUUUGUCAACAAACUGGUCAGAGAUCAGCAAGAAGAAAGUGGAGGUGCAGCCGCCGGCGUGCAUGGAAUACAAGGAGUAUGAGAAAUGA